This is a messenger RNA of Ramularia collo-cygni, 1449 nucleotides long. RefSeq lists its product as uncharacterized. The record is from RefSeq and is a predicted model, not a curated record. Lineage: Eukaryota; Fungi; Ascomycota; Dothideomycetes; Mycosphaerellales; Mycosphaerellaceae. The transcript is spliced from 4 exons. Bases 1 to 1449 code for a protein of 482 amino acids.
AUGGCUGGUAUUCUCUCUACUGGACUGCUCGCUUUGGCGGCCGUUGCCAAUGCUCUUCCGCAAGGCUCUACUGGAUCUGGAUCUUCCUGUCAGCAGCUUGGAAGUGGCACCAAGCAAGGCGCUUACACCAUCAAGUGCGGAACUGACCGUGUUGGUGGAGACCUCUCCAACGCUCAAUCAUCAUCUUUCUCCGGCUGCAUUCCACUCUGCGAUGCCUUGGCAGACUGCAUCGGCUUCACCUACGUGCAGGGAAGUUCCUUUUGCUAUUUCAAGAGCUCAUUCGCCGCGGAAUCCACCGACCCAAAUGUCGACGUUGCCGUCAAGCCCGUCGCUUCAUCGCCCUCGAGCUCUGCAUCAGGCUCAGCUGGGCCUACGGGCACUGCUACAUCGACCGCUGCUCCUGCCACUAGCGAUACCGCUACGUCGACAUCUGCGGCUCCUUCAUCUACCGCAGCUGGCAGCUGUGACGCCAUCGGAAACGGUAACACAUUCGGCAACGGAUACACCGCGACUUGCAGGACCGAUGCCAGUGGAGGUGAUCUUUCCAACGCACAGGUUUCGUCAUUUGCUGGUUGCGCUCCAGUCUGUGAUUCUGCCCCUGAAUGUAUUGGCUUCUCAUACUUUAACGGACAUUGUUACCUGAAGAGGUCGCAGAAUUCGUUCGCAUCCAAUGAUCAUGUCGAUGUGGCCUUCAAACCCGCUUCCAGUUCGAGCACCACCGCUCCAUCAACCACGGCAACAACGACCACUACCAUGUCCUCAUCUUCCGCUUCAACUCCCUCGUCCUCAGCUCCAGCCACUACCACCACCACCAAGACCUCAUCCUCCGCCUCCCCAAGCAGCACUUCCACUUCUGCCAGCUCAAGCAUACCACCAGCACCAGCUCCUUCCGGAGUGAUCRUCAGCCCUGCUCCUCCAGCAGGCAGCGAAAACGAUUUCUGCCCUAAUCUCCGCCAGGCAUUCCAUUUCAAAUUGGCCACCGUGGUAACCCGUGGUAACGCAGCACUUGAUGGCCUCUUCUUACAAUCCCCAUCCUACACAGCUUCAAUCUCUCCCCCACGUCUCGUCUCCGGCUAUGCCAAUGGCGGACGCUACGUGCAGACAAACAGCAACAACUGGUUCAACAUCGCUCCGRCCAUUGCGUCCGUCACCUCAUCCGGAACCUGCUCCACCACCGGUCUUGCGCUUUACGAUUCGGGCAGCGAGCAAGGUGCCGUGGGUCUUGUACCCAAUCUCGCUACGUCAUCCACUGUGGACAUUCUAACGACCGUCAACUACAUUCUCCCCUUCUCGACCUUUAAAUUCGGUUCCUUCUACGCAUGUCCAGCUCCUGGCGGCGCUGCCACUCUCCGAUGGGUCAAGGCCAAUGGCUCCAAUUACUUUGGAUCUCGUUAUAACACGCUUGACUUGAACAACUGUGCCCUGGUCACCCUUCAGAAGAUUCUUUAA